Messenger RNA from Aedes albopictus (Asian tiger mosquito), 1522 nucleotides. RefSeq lists its product as uncharacterized. Lineage: Eukaryota; Metazoa; Arthropoda; Insecta; Diptera; Culicidae. The record is from RefSeq and is a predicted model, not a curated record. Bases 198 to 1376 code for a protein of 392 amino acids. The transcript has 6 exons.
GUAACAUCAAUUUGUCAAGGUGAGUUAAUAUCUACUCUGUCACAUUAGAUCUCUGCUUUACUCACUUUUGAGUAAAGCGUGUUAUUUACAAAAAACUCAAUGUUGUGAUAGAUUGCAUCAGAAAGAAAAACAAAGUCACAGGAGUGUGUUGUGUGCCAACCGGUAAGCCGGCGGAAAACCUGCGGAAACCUGGGAAAAUGGAUCAAGUUGAAGCAGCUGUGGACCCGGCAACCUUCCGGCAACUAACAGAAGAGAAAAUCAACGAUGCGUCGUUGAUAUUGCUAGGUAACACCGAGCUUAUCAACCUCGGUGUCAAGCAAGGUCCUCGAAUGAUUAUACUGAAGAUCAUUGAGGGCCUUAACGCAGCAGUCAAUAAUGACGAAGGCAGAAAGAAGGAGCCUGGUCCGCCUGGUCUACCGUCAAAGGAGGUUUGCCGAAGGAUGCUUGAAGAAAACAGCAAGUUCAGACUGAACGUUUUACUCCCUGUACUGGAUAAGGGUCUGGUGCCCGAUGACAAGGACCUUCGAUUUCUUAACAGGGUUGCAUGUAAACCAUUUGAGACAAGGAUUGAACGCGGUGGAAAGUAUCCUUCAGCAGAUGAACAGGAGCGACUAGCGAAAGAUUUGGUAGAACUAUUUCCACAGCUCCAGUACAAUUCUACCAGACCUGAAGGUGCACCAAAUGAGUGGAUGUUUUUCUGGAGGAAGAACGGAACAGAAAAAGGCAAGCACAGUGGCUUGAUUUAUCAUCGUGUGCGGAACGUAAUCAAAGAGCUUCCAGCUGAAAUGCAUCUCUACAGACGCACAACUGCCCCUAGACAAGUUCAUGUUCCAACUGAACUUCUGCAAAAAGCUGAGGCUCUGCGCAUCGUGAUAGCCACUAAGCACGAAAAGAACAGGAUUGCUACCGAAAUGGACGAAUGCUUCCCAUUGUUGAAGUUGAUGCUGGCCGAAAACAAAAGCCCCACCGAAAUCAUACGAAUGUUUCCUCACCUAGUGGCCUACAACGGAUACAUAAUUCAUAACUCGUUCAAAAAACUCUUUCCUGCUGCUGAAGUGAGCCCAGAUUACAAAGGAGUUCUGUCGAAAUGCCUCCUGUACUCUCGAGAUAAGUUCGAGCGAAUUGAAGAUGGUAAAUUAACAUUCAAAGAAAAUAAACAAAAUGAAGCAUACAUAUACAUACUGAUUUUUUUUUUUCAUUUGUGUCUAGAGUACAUUAAAGGAUUUCUUCGAAUGCUGUACCAGUUACCUGUACGAGGUCUUAAGAGGAAGAUUGAUGGAACACCUGCGGUUUCCGAAGAACGUAUGGCAACACCGCUUAUUCGUUGGGUAAAAGUAAGUUGUCUCUAUUUUGAUCUGGUAUUUAAUAAGUUGUAGUGAUCAACUGUUAUCUAAUUUCAGCCCAUGACUAACAACGACGACGAUUUGGCUGAUCAUGUGCGGUCAUUUCUACAAGUAGAACCGCACAUAGUUUGCAUGGCUCAGCCCCUUCAAAUGGGGCAACUGUUCGUCGUGAUGAACAA